Molecule: messenger RNA, 1647 nt
Organism: Neofelis nebulosa (Clouded leopard)
Lineage: Eukaryota; Metazoa; Chordata; Mammalia; Carnivora; Felidae
Product: peptidyl-prolyl cis-trans isomerase A-like
Exons: 1
Coding region: 119-595 (158 amino acids)
Biological process (GO): protein peptidyl-prolyl isomerization
Molecular function (GO): peptidyl-prolyl cis-trans isomerase activity
Source: RefSeq, a predicted model, not a curated record
UAUUUAUCACAUGAAGUUUGUCUUAUCUGAAGUGCCUAGUGGAGGAGAAAAGGUCAAAAGAGUUGCAGAUGCCACUACCUGGAGCGACCCGCGCUGCUGAGCCACGGUCAACCGCACUAUGUUCUUUGACAUUACCAUGGACGGCGGAUCCUUGGGCUGCAUCUCCUUCAAGGUGUUUGCAGACAAAUUUCCAAAGACAGCAGAAAAUUUUCAUGCUCUGAGAACUGGUGAGAAAGGAUUUGGUUAUAAAGGUUCUUGCUUUCAUAGGAUUAUUUGGGGAUUUCUGUGCCAGGAUGGUGACUUCACUUGCCACAAUGGCACCAGUGGCAAGUCAAUCUGUGGGAAGAAAUUGGAUAAGAGGAAUUUCAUCCUGAAGCACAUGGGUCCUGGCAUCUUGUCUAUGGCAAAUGCUGGACCCAACACAAACGGUUCCCACUUUUUCACCUGCACUGCCAAGACUGAGUGGUUGGAUGACAAGAAUGUGGUCUUUGACAAGGUGAAAGAGGGCAAGAAUAUUGUGGAAGCCAUGGAGCACUUUGGGGCCAAGAAUGGCAAGACCAGCAAGAUCACCAUUGCUGACUGUGAACAAAUCUAAUAAAUUUAGCAAUGUUUAUCUUAAUUACCAGACCAUUCCUUCUGUAGCUCAGGACAGCACCCCUUCCCCCCCAUCUGCUCAAAAUAUCCUAUAAUCUUUGUGUUCUUGCUGCAGUUUGGUGUGUUCUAUAUUUCCUUACACCCUCCAAGUCUAGCUGGAUUGCAGAGUAAGCUUAUGAUUAUGAAAUAAAAACUCAACAACAACGACAAUAAGAAAAAGUUAUAGAGAGAUUCUGGAUAACUGUAAGUCAUCAUAUGUUCUUUCCAAGUGAGAUUUUUUUUUAAAUGUGAUUCCUUCAUGAGAAAAACUUCUGGGGGUUUCCAGCCUCUUCUGAUAUGUCAAUUUUGUCUGCCACCCCACCACCAAAUGAUCAAAUAGAACUACAGAACCAUGAUUCUUAAUCCCAUCCUUAGCUCACAUAAACUGUUAUUUCACCAAUGUUUCAAAUCUAUUAAAUACACAAAAAUUAAAUUCUGUAUACACACACAUGUAUAUAUAUAUAUGUAUGGAUAUGAGUAUCACUUCACAAUUCUUAUUAUUACUCAUUACACUCUAUCCUGUUCUGUCAUCUUAGGCUAGACUCAUUUACUCCCAACAUUACUUCUGAGAAUGAAAUUUCUAACAAUAGAACAUGUUCCUGAGGUACACUCUUCCCAUGAAUGAAGCCUUAAUGGUUCUUCUCAAUAGAGCCUGACACUCAGCUCUGUCACUAGGUCUUCUGGAAAGUAGAAAGUUCUUACUCUGUUCCUGCCCUAAAUCCUCAAAGUCAAUAAGAUCUUUGCACAGUUGCCAAAGAAAUUGCCCUAUUGUUCCUGUAGACAAAACUCAAUACAAGAAUACCAAGCAAAUACUUUUCUGCUUGCAAUGUUGUCUAGUGGGCAUGGUGUGCCCAGAACUCUAUUAGGAACUGGCCUGUUCAGGAUGAGGGUAAUACUCAGUUGCAACAGCUUUAAGCAUGCUGACUGUUUUUUCCCUACUUUGGUGGAUAGAUUUUCAUAAUUUUUAAUAAUUACACAGUAUUCCACACACAGAUUAGUCAUCAUAUGACUUAC